CUUAGCAAUCCAGGCAUCCCAUAUCACCUCAUCAACCAAAAUUUUGGAACAGUUGAAGCAGACACUACGGAGAAUACUGAGAACAAUCUUCAUGAAUCCUAUGUGAAACAUGGGCUUCGCAAGCUCCAGGUGGCCAAAGUGACCUGGGCACUCAGCCAUGUUGGCCAUACACGUCUCACACUUCAUCUUCCGAUCAAUUGUCCCCAGACGUGGGUCGCUCAAGCCCCCAAUCUUCGGCUUACCUCUUUCCGUGGUCUCGCUGUGCUCUAUAAUUACGAUCUCGUCAGGGCUGAGUAUGCCGAAUUGGACAACGCGGACUUUGGCAACCUCCGCCGGGGAAUAUGGGAACCGCAGAUCCAUGGUGUGCCGGUAGACGAUACG
This is a messenger RNA of Striga asiatica, 381 nucleotides long. The record is from the annotation of a GenBank genome assembly. Lineage: Eukaryota; Viridiplantae; Streptophyta; Magnoliopsida; Lamiales; Orobanchaceae.